This is a messenger RNA of Penicillium argentinense, 1332 nucleotides long. Its product is annotated as cytochrome P450. Lineage: Eukaryota; Fungi; Ascomycota; Eurotiomycetes; Eurotiales; Aspergillaceae. The transcript has 3 exons. Gene Ontology annotation, molecular function: monooxygenase activity; oxidoreductase activity, acting on paired donors, with incorporation or reduction of molecular oxygen; heme binding. The record is from RefSeq and is a predicted model, not a curated record. The coding region runs from base 1 to 1332 and encodes 443 amino acids.
AUGCCCAUCGCUCUUGCAGACAUACACAACCAGGCCCCUUCGUUUUACUUCGUUGGUGACGACAUUUCCACAGCACAGAAUGUCGCAUUGGAUCCGGAUUGGAAAGUGGAAGAUGUGAAAAGAGCCGUGGGUGGCAUCUUGCACGUCGCUCAACCGCUGGGUAUCACAUUCCACGCGGAAAAUGGCCCAGAGCUUACUACAGUCGACGAGAUUCUGAACACAUUCGCCGAAUCACCAAUAGGCCUCCGCGUUGAUGGUCAAGCUGUUCAAAGCCCACAAGGCCCAGAAGGCCUUCCGCUAGUCCGCAGCUUCUAUGAAAUCUUCCCCGACCAUCUGGGCAACCACUACCGUCUCUUCCGCAAAUACGGGCACCUUAUCCGAACAACGAACAUGGGCAAAACGACGUACCUCACCGACAGCCUUGAGGUAGCCGCCGUGGCACUUGCCGAAUCCGCCUACAUGACGAAAAAGAUCAACGAGAACCACCCACUCUGGGGCGUGAAAGAUAAUACAGCCAUCUUCGUCGGUGACACCGAAACAGAGAACUGGCGGCUCGCACACAAGUUCCUCCCUCCAGCCAUGGGGCUCAAAGCGGUCCGCCACUACACACCCUUGAUGCAAGAAUGCGCGCGCAGGUCUUUCGCCGUGUUCGACGAGCUGGAUUCGCAGGACCAAUCAUGGAAUGUCCAUCAGUACAUGGUCAAGCUUGCCUCUCAAACCAUCGGUAAAUUCUCGCUCGGAACCGACUUCGAACACUUCACCUCCAUCGACGCCCCUCUGCAUCCGAUCGUGACGAACAUCGCCAGCCUCCUCUCGCGGAACAAGAAAGUCACAGCCCGCGGCGAAUGGUACCGGCAUCUGCCUUUUGGCGAUCCAGCGCGCCUGAAGCAGGGCUCCGGUAUUGCCGGCAUGCCGAUGGUGGAAGCAGCAGUCAACGCGUCUUGGGUGGUAGAUUACCUCCUCAACACAGUCGACGAAACAGGCCAAGAGUUUCCCGAAGGCCUCAUUCUUGCCAACAUGCUUAUUGUCACCGGCGCCGGAUUCACAACGACAUCUGCCUUGAUGUCAUGGCUCAUCUACUGCCUAGUCAACUACGAAGGAACGCAGGAACGACUAUACGAAGAGCUAUGCGCAAAUGGCAUUGCGAAUUCUAAGGAGCCCGUGGAAUGGUCUCCCGAGCUCGCACACGGCCUCCCAUACUUGGAUUCCUUCGUCAAGGAGACACAACGCCUACACAAUGCCUUUUUCCAGCCGGGCCGCACGAAGAAAACCGAGGUUAUCUUACCAGGUGGAUAUCGCCUCCCUGAAAACAGUGUAAUGUCCCCGCGCUGA